Molecule: messenger RNA, 2248 nt
Organism: Phoenix dactylifera (date palm)
Lineage: Eukaryota; Viridiplantae; Streptophyta; Magnoliopsida; Arecales; Arecaceae
Product: 3-ketoacyl-CoA synthase 11-like
Biological process (GO): fatty acid biosynthetic process
Cellular component (GO): membrane
Molecular function (GO): acyltransferase activity, transferring groups other than amino-acyl groups
Source: RefSeq, a predicted model, not a curated record
AUAGAGCUCUUCUUGGUUAUUUAUGUGGUUAUCGGACCCCUCGUUAUGUGCCCCUCUGUUCCAUAUCUUCGGACCCUUGCUCUCUUCUUCCCCAAGGAGGCGGUUUCUCGGCCGAUCUCCGACCGAGAUCGGGGUUCGAGGGUUUUGUGCUUCACUCUAAUUCGUUGCAGCGCGGAGAAGGGGCCAUCUUUUUAGCAAAAGGAUCACCUUUCCAUCUCUCUCUGAAACUAGUCUUCUUUAGGUUAGUAGCAGAGAAGAAGAGCCAUUCCCUUUGGACUCUUGUUAUUCGUGUUUCCUCUCUUCAUCUCAGGCAAAAAGAAGCAUCCUUUCUCCCUCCCAAGUUUCCCCCCAUUUUCCCAUAAUCCGAUCAUGGCCGAACCAUUGCUCAAUAAAUCAUCCUCGAGCCGUCUCCCCAGCUUCACGCAAUCGGUGAAGCUCAAGUAUGUCAAGCUCGGUUACCACUACCUCAUCACCCAUGGCAUGUACCUCUUCCUCACACCCCUCGUCGUCCUCGUCGCCGCCCAACUCUCCACCUUCUCUGUCCAAGACCUCCACGACCUCUGGGAUCAUCUCCGGUUUAAUCUCAUCUCCGUGAUCCUCUGCUCCACGCUCCUCGUCUUCCUCUCCACCCUCUACUUCCUCACCCGUCCUCGGCCUGUCUAUCUCGUCGACUUUGCAUGCUACAAGCCGGAGGAGGCCCGGAAGUGCACCAGGCAAAUCUUCAUGGAGCGGUCCAAGCUGACGGGCUCGUUCACGGAAGAGAACCUCGAAUUCCAGCGUAAGAUCCUCGAAAGGUCGGGCCUUGGCGAGAACACUUACCUCCCUGAGGCUGUCCUCAAUGUUCCUCCUAAUCCCUCGAUGGCCGAGGCCAGGAAGGAAGCCAGAGCUGUUAUGUUCGGCGCCAUCGAUGAACUCUUCGCCAAGUCUGAUGUGAAGCCCAAGGACAUUGGGAUCUUGAUUGUGAAUUGUAGCUUGUUCAAUCCGACCCCAUCUCUUUCUGCCAUGGUCGUGAACCAUUACAAGCUUCGAGGAAACAUAGUAAGCUAUAACUUAGGUGGGAUGGGCUGCAGCGCAGGGCUGAUCUCUAUCGAUCUUGCCAAGGAUCUUCUUCAGGUUCACCCCAGUACCUAUGCCUUGGUCAUCAGCAUGGAGAACAUCACCUUGAACUGGUACUUCGGCAACAAUCGUUCCAUGCUCGUUUCCAACUGCUUGUUCCGAAUGGGCGGGGCUGCAAUCCUUCUCUCCAACAAGAACUCCGACCGCCGCCGCUCCAAGUACCAAUUGGUUCACACGGUUCGAACCCACAAAGGUGCUGAUGACAAGUGCUUCAGCUGUGUCACCCAAGAAGAGGACGCCAAUGGGAAAAUCGGUGUCUCGCUUUCGAAAGAUCUGAUGGGAGUUGCCGGCGAUGCCUUGAAGACCAACAUCACGACGUUGGGUCCUCUCGUCCUGCCCAUGUCCGAGCAGUUGCUCUUCUUUGCUACAUUGGUGGGGAGGAAGAUCCUCAAGAUGAAGAUUAGGCCUUACAUUCCUGAUUUCAAGUUGGCCUUCGAGCAUUUCUGCAUUCAUGCCGGCGGAAGGGCUGUCUUGGAUGAAUUGGAGAAGAACCUGCAGCUCUCGGGGUGGCACAUGGAGCCUUCGAGGAUGACGCUCUUCAGAUUUGGAAACACUUCGAGCAGUUCCCUCUGGUAUGAACUGGCGUACACGGAAGGGAAGGGAAGGAUCAGGAGGAGGGACAGAAUUUGGCAGAUAGCAUUCGGAUCAGGAUUCAAGUGUAACAGUGCAGUGUGGAAGGCUUUGAAGACGAUCGAUCCUGCAAAGGAAAAGAACCCCUGGAUGGACGAGAUCCACAGCUUCCCAGUCGACGUUCCAAGGGUGUCAGCAAUCUGAAUCAUGGUCCCGCUGGGGAUGCGAGUUGCAAGACCUUGCUGUUGUUGGGUGGUGAAAUUGGUAUUUGAUCUGGUUUCAUGGCUUGCAAUAAUUUUACAUUCAGUUGUAGGUUCAUUCUUAUGAUGGGUGGGUGGAGAAUUUGUUAGGAAAGGUGUUUUUUUUUCUAGCUUUCUUGGUGUAGUCAUGUAGAGGUCUGAUCAUUGGUUCGAAGGAAGGAUGGGCUGGAUUGCUAGACUAGGAAGAGGUCAGGGAUGAAUUGUUGUGUGUUAUCAUGUGGUUUAGUUUAUGCAACUUAAACCAUUGACUCUGCUUAAAUCUCAUCUAUUUGGUCUACAGUUUCUAUGCUUGGUAAAAACUA